Messenger RNA from Castor canadensis (American beaver), 1728 nucleotides. It is a transcript of the gene Mtres1, whose product is annotated as mitochondrial transcription rescue factor 1. Gene Ontology annotation, molecular function: RNA binding. Gene Ontology annotation, biological process: regulation of mitochondrial transcription. Gene Ontology annotation, cellular component: mitochondrion. Lineage: Eukaryota; Metazoa; Chordata; Mammalia; Rodentia; Castoridae. The record is from RefSeq and is a predicted model, not a curated record.
GGCAGAGGCAGAGCUGGCCCGGAGGCCUGCGGUCGGCGCGGCCGCGGGGACGAACGCGCGGCCCUGACGUACAGGUUAUAUGCACCAUGGCUAUGACUGGUGUCAGAUUGUUCACUGGUGUUUUAAGAAAGCCAGAUGCCUGCAUUGGACUCUGGAGUGUGCUUCAAGAGACACCUUCACACAAACUCUGUGCUUCCUGGAAUCGAUGCUUGUACUUUUCUAGUACCAAGUUAAAUACAUCAAAUUAUAAAACACUUUUCCAUAAGAUUUUUUCUCUGAGACACCCAGGGCUUUUAAUAUCUCCAGAAUAUAUUCCACUUUCCGUAAGAUUCAAAAGCAAUAUAAACUCUAAAAAACACACCAACAAAACUCUGCAAAAAGUAGAGGACAAAGAGGACUCGGAUGAGGAGGGUGAUCAUAAUGAGAGGAGUGAGCAGGAAGAGGAGCUUGAGGAUGACCCUAGUGUGCCCAAAGACUACAAAGACCUGGACAAAGUUGUGCAGUCUUUUCGGUAUGAUGUUGUCCUGAAGACAGGCCUCGAUAUUGGGAGAAACAAAAUAGAAGAUGCAUUCUACAAAGGAGAACUCAGACUGAAUGGGGAAAAAUUAUGGAAGAAAAGCAGAACGGUGAAAGUGGGAGAUACUUUGGAUCUUCUCAUUGGAGAGGACACAGAAGCAGAAACACAGGCUGUGAUGCGGGUUCUCCUGAAAAAAGUCUUUGAAGAAAAGACUGAAAAUGAAAAAUACCGUGUGGUGUUACGGCGGUGGAAGAAGUUAAAGUUGCCUAAAAAGAGUAUGUCUAAAUAAAUGAGUUGCUUUUUAUCCAGGAAGCUGCUUUCUAGUGAUGGGGGGAGGAGCCAAUACAAAGAGGACAUUUUUACUAAAAUAAAGUACUCUUACCAUUUGUGGAAUCAGCUGAGCAUUUUGUGAAAACUGGGGUCGAUAUCUGGAGACCCUUCCUGGCUGCAGUUCCCCUCCAGUGCAGGAUCUGGGCUCCUUUUGACCUAACCAGCCUGGGAACCCCUCAGAGAGACGCGUUGCUGGACGAACUAAGCCCAGAGAAGGUUCUAUGGAUUUGCCUACUGUUUCCCAUAUUAACUACCUCAGGAGUCUCUUUAAAAUAAACUGGCCUAAUUGCUUCUUUGUGUUUUUAUUUGAAUUUUUUCCCUUUGUGGGGACCAGCCUCCUCAGUGCAGGCUUCUUAGGGCAAAACCAAACAAAGUCAAGGUCACCCUUUGGAUUAUUGAAAGGGAAGCUCUGAGAGAGCCCUUUUUUCCUCCACCUGCCUGAGAGUCACCAACAUGCUGACCUUAGUUCUCUUCACGUUGUUGUCAGAAGUCUAGUCCAGUAAAGUCAUUCCAGCUAAUUCCAUCUGGGCUUGUUAGAGCGGAUUUACAAUCAUUUGUUUAGAGCAGGAGUCGAAAAACUAAGGCAGCCAGAGGCUUGCUUUUGAGUAGUCCUCAAGCUAAGAAUGUUUUUACCAUUUCUGAAGUGUUCUUUAAAAAAAAAAAAAUAUAGGCAUACACAGCAGAGACUGUGUAUGUGGCCCACAAAGGCAAAAUUACUUACUGUCUAACCCUUCACAGAGAAAGCUUAACUGCUGGUUUAAGGUAAUAAGCACAGGGUUUAAUUUUAAGGUGGAAGUGGGAGAGACACAGAUUUUAUCAAGAGAAUAACGAGUCAAAACAGACCAAUUAUUAUAAAUCCCAAGAAAGUGUCAUAAAAGCAA